Macadamia integrifolia is the source of this 597-nucleotide messenger RNA. Its product is annotated as DNA-binding protein S1FA-like. Gene Ontology annotation, molecular function: DNA binding. The transcript is spliced from 3 exons. Gene Ontology annotation, biological process: regulation of DNA-templated transcription. The coding region runs from base 206 to 475 and encodes 89 amino acids. Gene Ontology annotation, cellular component: nucleus. The record is from RefSeq and is a predicted model, not a curated record. NCBI's taxonomy places the organism in Eukaryota, Viridiplantae, Streptophyta, Magnoliopsida, Proteales, Proteaceae.
CCGCGAUAUAGACGAUAGAAGCCCAUACCCAACAACUACCACAUUAACGCCGGUCGCCGGAGAAUAAAUCUCCCCCCAGUUCCCUCAUCCCCUCGUUUUCAUCUCCUAAAAUCCUCCUUUCUUAUCCCUCCGUUUCAGUUCAAGGUUUAAGCUUUAAAAGGUUUGUUCGAAAGUCUACCGCGGGUCGAUUGUUUGAGAUCCGGUAAUGGCUGAAGAUUUUGAUUUCGGUGAUAAGGUCCCUCCAUCGUUCGAUCACAUGGGAAAUGCAAUGAAGGAUGCAGAAGCAAAAGGAUUCAACCCAGGUCUAAUAGUCCUGCUUCUUGUUGUGGGCAUAUUAUUGGUCUUCCUUGUUGGAAAUUAUGUCCUUUACAUAUAUGCUCAGAAGACAGUUCCACCGAGGAAAAAGAAGCCCGUCUCCAAGAAGAAAAUGAAGAGGGAGAGGCUGAAGCAAGGCGUCUCAGCACCAGGAGAGUAGAGGGAACUGAGAGUGGACUGAACUUUAGGCCUUGAUAUGUUUCAGUUAUCUAUGUUGACUGCUACAUUAAGAUUUUCCCUUUCUUGAUGUCAGUUACUAAUAUUAAGACUACAUUUAAGUUA